Messenger RNA from Diaporthe amygdali, 855 nucleotides. RefSeq names its product ww domain binding protein 11. Lineage: Eukaryota; Fungi; Ascomycota; Sordariomycetes; Diaporthales; Diaporthaceae. The record is from RefSeq and is a predicted model, not a curated record. The transcript has a single exon. Gene Ontology annotation, biological process: RNA processing. Bases 1 to 855 code for a protein of 284 amino acids.
AUGCCAAAGGAACGCAACUUCAACCCCGUGCAGGCCCAGCGCAAGGCCGACAAGGCCAAGGCGAUCAAGAAAGGCAAAGCAGACGUAACCGCCAAGCGCAACGAGCGACUCGCAAAGCGCAAUCCGGUGCACAUACAAAAGCAGAUUGACGACCUAAAAGCAGUCACUGCAGGUGGCGGCAAACUCUCUCAUCACGAAGAGCAGGUUCUCGAGGGUCUAGAGAAGGAGUUUAAAGCCGUCCAAAAGGCACGAGAGACACUGGGCGAUGCGGCGCCACAAUUCCGAAGCAGCGGACCAAGGCGAGAUGGCGACAAUGACAGAGGAGCCCUAGGCAAGAGACGAAGGGACUACGACGAGGUUGAGCUGAGCAGCGACAGCGAUGUGCCAGAGGACGUGCGCAGCAUCCCAAUGCCGAGAGAUACGCCGCCGCCGAUUCCAAAGGAGGUCAUGGAUAGGUGGUGGGCCAAGAGGAGGGCGAAGAUGAAUGAGAACAAGAAUGCGAAUCUGGAGCCAUUAGGUGGCGGCAACGACAGGAGCGGGAGGGGUGAGAGACAGGCCUCGACGCCUACGCCUGUUGCUGAAGCAAAGACUGUCUACGAAUCAAAGCCGAUGGUGCGAGACCUGCGGAAGGAGGCGGUUGCAUUUGUCCCUAGUGUGGUGAGGCACAAGCUGGACAAGACUCAGGGCAAGGGUGGUCUCAUGGAACCCGAGGAGGCGGACAGGCUUGAGAAAGAGGGAUACCUGCCGACCUCACAUCGCGACACCGAGGGAGCACAGUCGACGGAACCGGACAUCGACUCGUCUAAAGCAUCGCGUCAAGUCACACUGGAGGAAGUUGAGGACGAUGAAGAUUGA